Messenger RNA from Caenorhabditis elegans, 527 nucleotides. RefSeq names its product Protein phosphatase 1 regulatory subunit 11 (gene K10H10.7). The transcript is spliced from 2 exons. Lineage: Eukaryota; Metazoa; Nematoda; Chromadorea; Rhabditida; Rhabditidae. Bases 33 to 431 code for a protein of 132 amino acids. Gene Ontology annotation, molecular function: protein serine/threonine phosphatase inhibitor activity. The record is from RefSeq and is marked reviewed.
AUAUCUCAAGAAUUGUAUUAAUCAAAAUAGCAAUGGCUCAGUCAAACACCACCACAACUACUCUCGUUGUCAAGUCUGAGGACCAGGAGGAAGUUCAAGAGGAGCACGUGCUUCGUCUCAGAGCACCACCGAGCCCACCGCACGUUACUUGGGCUGAAGGAGUUGUUGACAACGAACAUAUGGGUCGUCUGAAGUCCAACUGCUGCUGCAUCUACGUGGCACCACGUCAAUGGGAUGAUCCGUCCACUUGGGAGCCGAAUGAGUACGAGACGGAGCACUGCAGAGGGCACACGUUGCCGGAGAGAAAGAAGAAGAAGGAGGAUGGCGGAGAUGAAGGAGAUGAUGAGAAUAAGGAGAAUAAGGACAAUAAGGACAAUAAGGACAAUAAGGACAAUAAGGACAAUAACGGAUGUGGUUGUGAUCAUUGCUGAUGGAACUCCAAGCACAAGUCGUUCAAUUUGAAAAGUAUAAAUGUCUAGUUUCGUUAGCAUUUUUAUAUUCUAGCUAAUAAAGCAGAUGAUUUGAAA